AUGCGUGAACCACCACUAACAACCACAGAAGAGCACUUAACUCGAGUCGCGCGCGAUCGUCAGUCUGGCCUCGCUUCGGAGCUUCGUGAAUCAGCUACGUCUCACAAGGCGACUCAAGAGGAAGUAUACCGACUCGAGGCCGCGAUCGAGCGCAAGUCUCGUCGCUUCCGCACCUUGCGUGACAACUAUGAGCGUCGUUUGAAGGUUACCGACAACACGAUCGCCAUACACUCCGCCGAGCUUGAUCGUUUGCAGGAUCGGAAGUCGCGUCAGGAUCUCGAGUCCGCGCUCGCAACGCUUCAACAGGAAAGAGACGCUCUGGCGGUUCAACGAGAUGAGUUGCUCGGUCAGCUUGGCGAGCGUUUCAUGGAGGUCACCGAUCUACGGGCUGAACGGGACCAGGCGCAGGGGAGAUUGUCCAACAUCGCGUCCCUUCUCCCUUCCACGUCGAGCCAUAAGCGAGCACGCCCUGAGUUCAAAUCUCCUACCAAGUCUGCCCGUGUCUCCAAGGCUGCUCGAUCGACUUCAAGCCCUUCCCAAGCUGACGCUUCGAGUCAUGCCCCUGUGUCUAGGUCCUCGAUAGAGGUUCUGUCUGCUGUGGCUGCCCGCCAGAAGGCUAAAGGGUCGGUGUCAUCUCCUUCGUCUCCUGGUCCUGAUCUUUCUCGAUCCGUCCGAUCGACCGCUAAGAGUGGCAGCGGAGGCGCUUCGUCGUCCCCUGCAGCUUCUGAGGCAGGCGCGCCUUCCGACGGUGGCGAGAGCUCUUCCGGCGAAUCCGGUUCAACUCGCGUCUGUGAUUCAGACGCCGCGGGAAGCGAUAGCAGUUCUCCGGAGUUGAAUCGUGCCAAAAACGAGUUCGGCAUGUCAUCCGGUCCUCUAUCGGACGCUGAGCCGGCGGCUUUGCCGCCUACCACCGUUCCCCGAUCGGAAUGGCUCCCCGGUUAUCGCGAUUGUCGCAGCUUUCGCGGCCAUGACAUCGUCCCCUGGUCUGCACAGAAUAUUCGUCAGACCGGCAUCGUGGAGAUGGACACGGAUCUGCUGUUUCAUCGUUUCACCAAGCCGAUGGAGUGGCUAAUUCCUCUCCGUGAUCCCGUGCCUCCGCUUGGAGACUGGCGAGACGAUCUGGUGGACGAGAACAACGUACGCAACUUGAUUGAGACUGCUCCGUGGAAGAUCCUUGUUGCCCCGCUUGACCCUCUCACAUUCAAAACUCGAGGUUGGUUCCGGCACAUGAAGCGACUUUACGCUUCUUACGAGGAUGAGCAUCUUCGGGCUUAUUGGGACUCCACCCACGCCUUUCCGGUGAGCAUUACCAAGCGUCACACCAGUCGAUACUUGGACGCGUUCUACACUGAUCGCAAGCAGCGUCGGUCCAGAGCUGGCGCCCGGUGGAAGUCGUUCCUUCAGCAGGUGCUGAUCGGUUUGCUCCGGGGUUACUGCGACCUUGACUUGUUGCUGGAUCCUUUCUUCGUGCAUUUCCCUCGACCCGGCGAGGAAGGUGCCUGGUAUCCUGGGAUCGAGGACGGCGGCGACCCUGCCGAUCUACUGGAGGCGUUGACCAUCACGGACACGGCCGAUCGUUGGCAUAACCUUUAUCGUGACGUGCCCGAGGACCACCCGGCGCUUGGGAUUGCUCGUCUGCGCGGAAGGUCGUGUCCUCCUCUUCCUGAUCGCGUGUCGCCGUUAUGUGUAGGAUGGCAGCUUGUAGGUUUCUACUCCCGUCAGGAAGGUUCCGUCCGAUCUAAUCAGACGUAA
Phytophthora nicotianae INRA-310 is the source of this 1752-nucleotide messenger RNA. RefSeq lists its product as hypothetical. The transcript is spliced from 3 exons. The record is from RefSeq and is a predicted model, not a curated record. Lineage: Eukaryota; Oomycota; Peronosporomycetes; Peronosporales; Peronosporaceae. The coding region runs from base 1 to 1752 and encodes 583 amino acids.